Messenger RNA from Fimicolochytrium jonesii, 3339 nucleotides. RefSeq lists its product as uncharacterized. The record is from RefSeq and is a predicted model, not a curated record. Gene Ontology annotation, biological process: intracellular sterol transport. Gene Ontology annotation, cellular component: plasma membrane; mitochondrion; cortical endoplasmic reticulum. The transcript has 18 exons. Lineage: Eukaryota; Fungi; Chytridiomycota; Chytridiomycetes; Spizellomycetales; Powellomycetaceae. Bases 135 to 3197 code for a protein of 1020 amino acids. Gene Ontology annotation, molecular function: protein binding; sterol binding; sterol transfer activity.
CUCCUGCACUCCUUUUUUCGCCACAGGCCAACAAGCCACUACGACGUUGGCUUCUGGCUCUUGAACUGCUUUCGCUCGCUCGUCAGCCUCGUCUACCUUCUUCAUACAUACCCUGCGAGAAACUUGCAGGCAGAAUGGAUCCCAUAACUACCCCGCUCUCCCUCGAGAUGGCGGCUGCCGACUCGCCUCAGUUCCGUGCCGCCGUCAUCCGCUUCGAAAUAGACUUGGAUACUUUCAUAGGGUGGCUCGAGAAGUUCAUUGCCGUUUGGAGACACUAUUUUCGCGAGUACAUAAAGAAAAACGAAGCGCUCGCUGCUAUCGUCAGCACAACCUCCGAAAUUCACUUCCAUCAAAACCCACAACUGUGGAAGUCUUGCGCCAGCAGACUCCAAGCCACCUAUCACGCCCAGAAUAAGCUCGUGGACGACAUGUUGGACAAGAUAGAACCGCUUGAGCGACUUCUCAAGGACUCUCGAAGAAUAAAAAGCGAUCUGAGAAAUUUCGAGCGGUCAUUAGAGAGGUUCGAAACUGCGCUACAAAGGUUUUCCGCCGUCUCCCCUUCAAAGGAACCAAGUGUUCUCAAAGAAGAGUCGUCCGUGCUGUUUGAGUACCGCAAGCAAUACAUCCACGCGGCUCUUGGCAUAUGCACUACGAUCAUCGUAUUCCGAACCAGUCUAUAUGAAAAGCUACUGGAAGUACUGCAUGAGACUGCGGUUUGCACCAUGCAGUUCCACAAAGAUGUAACGCAGAUGCAAGAGGUCGCGUUGGCGGAUACCUUGGAAGCUCGCAAAAACACCCUCCACUCUCGCCUUCUCUCGCAAAUUGAAACCAAGCGGAAAACCUUGGAAGAGGGCACCAUAGCGAAAUGCAAUCCCGCACAAAGCAGCCCCUCCGAACCAUCGGCCCCCAUAGACUCCGAGGGGACCACCGUGUACAAAGAGGGCUACAUUUUCAGCCGCGCAGCGCGGGGCUGGACAAGGAAGUGGCUUCGAUUAUCAACCGGGGGGUUGUCCUAUAGGACUCUUUCUGUCACAAAACCCGGCGUGCUCUUGACGUCAUUGGCCCUGAACGUCCUCAUUUGUAACGUUCGCGCUGUACAAAUUGAGGACCGGCGCAAUUGCUUCGAACUGGCCGUUGCUAGAAGAAAGCCCGUUCAGUUCCAAGCCGAGACGGAGGACGAUUUGCGAGAAUGGAUAUCUGCCAUCGAGCAGGCGAAGAAAGACGCGCUCAAAAAUCCGUCGUCGGACUUUGUCCUCAGCAACACGCCUGCCAAUGGCACCAUUAUUGAAUACGAUGAUGAGGGAGGGCCGCUCUCAACUAUCAACGAAUUGCCACCCGUCACGCCCGCGGACGGAGAGUCUGAAGAUGAGGAUGCUGAGGAAACGCCAUUUGAAGCACAGCAGAACGAUGCUGCGGCGGAAUCGAUGGAGUUGGUUUAUUCGGACCCUGCACUCCGCAAAGAGAAUGUCAAAUUGCACCGGAUCCUGCGCCAGGUUCCGCGCGACGAUUUUGUCAUGGAUGCAUUCUCGCUCGGAUGGCAGAAAGAUAUAGUGAUACAUGGCAAGCUGUAUCUAACGUACGACCGGAUUUGCUUUCAUUCGAACAUCUUGGGGUUUGUCAACAUUCUUGUGGUGGACACCGCCGACGUUGAAGACGUCGUCUUGAGAAGAGGCCCGUUAUACAGCUCGCUCAUCAUCACCUGCAAGGACAACUCGCAACAUACUUUCAAGCUGUUCCUCAAAGACGAGCAGAAGUUCAACGCGAUCAAACUCGCAUGGCAGAAUGUGAAGGCUGAGCCACGACUAAGUCGUCAAGAUUUGCUCCAUGCGAUUCAUCAACGGAAGCCUUCUCCGGCUCCUCGUUCCGUCGAAGACACCACUGCUCUAAGCCUGUCGGAUGCUAGGGAACCCACUUUGCCCACGACGGAAGAAGAAGUACCCAAAACUGAGACAGAUGAUUCUGCCCUACCCCCGGAUUUCCAGGCCCCCUCUUCGCCGGUCGAUUGUGGAUGCGGAGCGGAUCAUCAAGAGAAAAGGGAGGUUGAUGAUAUCAUACAGGCACCGGCGAAGAAAGUGUUCGAAACUCUAUUCAGCGACACCACGAAGUUCUGGGCUGAGCGGUUCCAUCCACCCAGAGGUGAAACAGGGAGGCAACAAAAGCCCUGGGUAAAUGAUACUCGUGAGGUCCGAUAUACGAUGCCAGUCAACAACCCCAUGGUCAAAGUAAAGGAAGCAGAGGUGAUAACGAAGCAGACUAUCAUCAAGCAACAGCCGCAUAUUCUUUACAUCGUCCAACAACAAUCCGAAACGCCCGCCCUCCCAUAUCCGGACGCCUUCUCUCCCGUGACGCGGUUCUGCAUCACCUGGGUCAGUCCCACUUCGUGCCGGUUUGUGAUCACAAGUGGGGUGAUCUUCUUCAAGAGCCCUAUGAUGAAAGGAAUCAUCAAGAAAGCGGCGAUGGCCGGGUUGGCAGAAAGCGCCGCGCAGACGCUCCCCUUGCUGAAAGCGGAGGUCGAGCAGAAGACACAAGGGAAACCGGUUCCCGCAACAGCAACUCUACCAAACGGGUCGACGAGCGAAAGUGCAAAACGAUCUUCGGAAGUUAGUCAAGGGGCCGCCACCACUCCUGGUGACAGCGCGCCACUGAAAGUAAACGGGACCUCAGAUGGGACGAACGGGACUUGGUUUCGGGUGCUAUUGGCCCUCCUUCUAUGCUCUUUAUUGCUUCACGGAUGGCAAUUGGGGCGUCAGGGAACCACACACAACGACACCCGAGACAACUCUUAUACCAGGAGCCGUGUGGGAACGAUUAGGGCCGUGGAAGCUGAAUGGGCUCGCGUGUUGGGAGUCGGGGCCAAUGAACGUCACAGGUUCCGCAAGUUUCUAAAACUCCAUCAUCCAUUGAUCGUACGCGACGAAAUAAAUGCCGAAAAUUACUCUUCACCUUCGGCGCGCGACGGCCGUCCAUCAAGUUCGUACAACGGUCCUCCGGUUCGCGCCAAGUACCGUAACGCCGCUCAUUUGACAACAUUCCGUAUUCUCGCGGACCUACAAUCGUACGUAGAAGACCUGAGGACGGAAAUCAAUGCCUUGGACGCCGAUUUGGAUGAGGUAGAGGGGUCCCUCAUGAUGGUGAUGUGGCAGAACUGGUUACUGGACGAAGGUCGACCGGGAUUACCAGCCUCUGGACGAGUUUAGCUAGGGCUUGCACCACGUUUUGUUGUAGCUAGGCGAGACGAGCAUCCAAUUCUUCUUGUGAUAUGGAACAAUUUUUGGUUCGGGUGAAAACUCAUAAGUAAAAGUCAUAGUAAAUGUUAAGGAAGUUUGCAAAUACGCAUUG